GAACAAACAUUAUUUUGUAUGGAGUUCGUAACAUUCAGUGUACCAACAUUCAGAAAAACGUUGAGGUACCAACACAACAAAACGAACUUGGUACUUAGUACUUCCGAUAAUUGACACAACAUGGCUGCCGCCUUUGUGCAAAUUUUUGUGUUGUGAUUAUUCUGUUUGUUUUUUCCUUUUUCCUUGUGAUUUCGGAAUUUAACCUAAUAGAAUAAUUUAUUUUAUUGUGUGUUUAACGUUGAGUCGAGCAACUGUUCCUCCGUUUCAUCUUUACGUGGUUUUAUUGAGACAUUGACUCUGUUAGUGUAAGUGAUUCUUGUGAGAUAUUUGACUCUUUUAUAUUAAUUUGUUAUUAUUACAACCUAUUACCGAGACAGUGACUCUAAGUUUGUGUCUGUGAAUACCUUGUACAUCAUCAUGGGCAAAGGUCACAGACGUUGUGAAAUUUGCCAUACGAACGAAUCUUGGCCUAAUGCUAACAAACUACAUUUUUCCAAUUUUCCCCUGGAUCAAAAUCGGUGAGUACCUACUUAUUACCCAUUGUUAAUGGAAAUGUGAAUUAAUAAUUCAAUUCAUCGCUUAUACGAUACUUUCGAACCGUUAAUUAAGAUUAGCUGAACUCAAAUAAAGUUUUAUAACAUGAAAGGACCAUGAGCACCUUGGUAUGCAAAUUGAAUGUUCAUCCGACAGAAAUGAAAUUUUUAGUAAAUUACGAGUUUAUAAUGUAUGGAGUUGUUGAGAAAAUCACACUUUAAAUGUUUGGAAUUUAGGUUAUCAAUCACUUAAUUUCGUUAACUUCGUUAAUGAUACAAUCAUCACUGUAGUACUUGAAUUGAUACAUCAAACAAAACAUCAAAUCUUUUACCCACUGUAAAGGUACACAGAGAUGUACGGUCGCAAGCAGGUUAACCUAUUCUUUUCUGUCAAAAUUACAUUUCUAACUUAUUGUAUUGAUAUUGUCGAAAAUCCCAUUAAUGACUGUAUAAUAACUCUACAAUUAUAAAAAGGACUGACCUUUUGCGAGUUAUGGUACUAUCUGCUUAUAAGGAGAACGAUUUUAUUUAUUUUUUAAAUAUAAACUUUAAGCCUCUGUAUACUUCUGUAUUAAAAUAUAUGUAGGGAAUAAUAAGUUUUUGGUUUUUACAGUCACCAUUUACAGUUUAAUACGGUCACCAAUUACAGAUUAACUCACAUUUUUUAAUAAUAAAGUUCUAACUUAAGACUAAAAGAAAUAAUGUGCGUUAAUAUUCGAACACCGCACACAACUAUAGAUGUUGCUAAUGCUGGGGUAAAAUUUCUUUAAGCGAGCGAGUGAGGUUUUUGUGUUACAUGUAAAUAAUGUUUAUUAGCAUCAUCGUGAACACAGAAGUGAAAUUUAAAUGCAUGUCCUUAUUGGAAUAAAAUUCUUUAAAUGCUUAUUAUCCACCUGUAAGACCGUUUUGUAAAUAAAUAUAAAGUAGUAAGAGUAUGAUACAAAAUUGUAUGUUUAUAUAUUUUGGUAUUACAUAGUUUGGUAGUUAUUAAGAGUAAACAUUAAUUUUUUGUGUUUCAGUUGCCGAGACUGACUAAAAGCAAUUGGAAAUGAAGAAUUGGUUCAUCUACCAAUAGAAAAAUUGCAUGAGAACCGAAGUGUUUGUGCUAACCACUUUAGAAAUCAGGAUUACAACAAAAAAGGCAAUCGUCUGAAAAGAAAUGCAAUCCCAACUUUAAAUUUGACGGCCUUACUUCUCACUGAUGUACAAUUGGCAGAAUUUCCACAGCAUGUGUUUAAAUAUUCAGGAUCAAAAGAUCUUCUUCCUCAAGUACAGCCAGUGCCAUCCACGAGCCAACAAUCAAGAACUUGAAUCCUUAUGGAACUGAAUCAAAAAGAUCUUCUUCCUCAAGUACAGCCAGUGCCAUCUACGAGCCAACAAUCAAGAACUUCAAUCCUUAUGGAACUGAAUCAAAAAGAUAUUUUGCCUGAAGCAGUGCCAUCCACGAGUAAGCAAUUGAGUCAGAUCUCUGUGGAGCUGUCUCAAGAAGAAAUACAUACCCUUUCUACUGUUGAAAAUCUGCCUGAGAAAAUGCCUAAUUUAACGAUAAGGGAGAAGCAAUUGAUGGAGCGCCUGAAAAAAACAAAAUGCAGCCUAACAGCACUUAGACGUAGCGCUAAUCUUUUAGGUAAAUUGGAGUCAGGCGUCUUAAAAGAAAUAGUUCUGUAGGCGUUGGCAAAUUAAAAAAGAAAGGCCAACGGUUGCCGUUGGACAUCAAAAAAUAAAAUAUGAGCCUUAGCUAUAUUUAAGAGAUCACCAAAAGCCUUUCGAUAUCUGCAGCAGCUAAUGCCACUACCAAGUGUAAAAACGUUGCAUAAUGUUUUUAAAAAAAUAUCAGUCUCCACUGGUGUAAACAAAUCUGUUACAAAACAUUUAAAAAAAAUCUGUAAAUAUGGAUAAAAAGACAAGUACUGUGGUCUAUUUACUUUACAUAUUUGACGAGAUUGCUCUAAAACGACGUCUCUUUUUUAAUAUUAGUACAGACAAGGUUGAGGGUUAUGAAGACUAUGGCCCGGAAGUAGAACGUGGUUCUCAACUGGCUGACCAUGCAUUGGUCUUUAUGUUGCAAGGUAUACGAGCAAAGUUUAAGCAGCCAAUAGCUUUUUAUUUUGUUAAGGGUACAGUUUCCUACCAAAAACUAGCCUCAAUUAUAAAAGAAAUUAUCAUGGUUGUUGAAGAUACUGGAUUCAAUAUAUUAACAACAAUCUGUGAUCCCUAUAUUUUGGCUCCACGUGCACUUUAGUGAUUUUGCUGAGGUAUAAGAGGUUUCUAUUUUUUUCCUCUGCUUGUAACAAAUGCUCCCAUUUAGCCUUCAUUCCAGACAUAUACAUUUCCCCAUAUUUGAGGAAAUAAUUUAUAAUCGAUUUAAAUAAAUGAGGUAUAUCAUAAACAAUGUAAUUUUUUCCAUUUGAGUAAGUAAAAUAGUUGUCAUUUUCGUUAAUUGGAGAAAGUGAUAAUGAUUUUAAUAGUUUCAGGGUCCCCAUGUUUGUAGGAAGGGUCCUAAAAACAGGAGGUCACAGAUUGUUGUUAAUAUAUGGAAUCCAGUAUCUUUAACAACCAUGAUAUUUUCGGCUCGAAGUACAGGAUUAGGAACGGGGUGGUUUUUAGCCAGUAAAAGUCUGAUCCACCUCAUCCAGGCGGCCGAAGUCAUUAAAUGAUUUCCCCCCCUUAAAAAAUACCUUUCAACGUAAAGACCAAUGCAAGCAAUGCAUGAUCAGCCAGCGUUUGAAUAUUUCAGCGUAAAUGAUUUAAAUGUAAAGGUCGAUUGUCAGAAAAGUGGCAUUGUAAGAAAUAACUUCUGUAUCUAAUCUGCAAUAUAUGGUGAAUGUAUUAAGUAAAUAAAUAAAUAAGUAAAAUUAUAUAAAAAUAGUGUUUUUUUUUUCCUAAUUUUCAAAAUAUAUACUUUUGUGCAAGAAUCCUAUAUAAAAGCAUGCUUAAUAUUUCAUCGAUAUCGAUGAAAUCUGAAUAUCGAUACGUUGCCCAUCCUUAUUCGUGACAGUUACUCUUUUCAAGGUCAUGGUUGUCACUGUCAUUGGUAAUGUUGGUAGCAUUGUGUGGUUGGCUAAGCGCCGUUACGAACUCUCAAAAAAUUGAAUGUACUAAGAUCCGCCUCUU
Molecule: messenger RNA, 3647 nt
Organism: Spodoptera litura
Lineage: Eukaryota; Metazoa; Arthropoda; Insecta; Lepidoptera; Noctuidae
Source: RefSeq, a predicted model, not a curated record